AUGAAUAAACAAGCUUUUGAAUCCAUCCUGCAGACUGGUUGUAUUUGUAAACAAACUAUAUUUUAUCAUACAAUCUUCGAAAUUUAGUUCUGAAAAAGUGAAUCGUAGAAAUAAACUUCAUUAUACAUAACCGGAAAUGGCCCCUCCUCACAUUCAUAUGCUACUGAAUCAGCUUCCUGUGUAUUUUGACCCAUGUAUGACGAUCGAACGCAUUGAUUCGAUAUGCGCCGGAGAAGAGUUGCAACCGAAUUGCUCAGGUAAUGAUUCUAGUGAAGAAAAUUCAGCAUUAGAUCUUCGUGACUGCUCCAUGAUUCGCCGAGCUGUGGAAGAUGCAAAUUUAUUAGAAUUGUUGAACGACAUCUGCAUGGAAGCGAGGAAAACACGUCAGAAGACGGGUGUUUUCGAUCAGUACGACAACUGGCAGUAUUUGUCCAAAAAGAUAAGUGUCGACCAGUUAUUAGCGUUCAUCUAUGGGUUAAUUUGCUUGGCAGAGUAUGAUCCAACGGAAAGUACUAACAGACGGUUGGCAAAUGCAGCGGUGAAAACAUACUUGGCGCUUUUAGGUACUCCCGGUCAGAAGCAAACCGCUGCAUUCAACGAGCAAGUGCUGCUUAAAUGUUUCGAUAUUUUAAAGUUGGCGGAACUUUUGUUGGAUCCGAUGUUUGAUGAUUAUCUCAAAAAUGAACGAUCUGAUUUCAUUACUCGUUUACUGCUGGAUUACAUACAGAUUAUGGAUGAAAUACAGUUGUUACUGAAAUGCAUGACUCUGAAAAGUUGUGAUAAUAUUAAACUGCAAUUGAUCAAUGGUUUAAAGUCGUUGUUGGAUUAUGUCAUUAAGCAUGCCAAAAAUCGUCAGGUAGCAGAAAACGUAGCUGAUAAGAUUUUCGGAACACUUGAGUCAAUAUGCUUGCCAGAGCACGACGAUCAAAAUGAGAGCUCUAAAACAAUCCAACUAAUUUUAAACCGGACCGCCUUGUUCUACAAACUUGAGUAUAAAAGUUAUCCUGCCUGCUUUCAAAUCUAUAAUUUCUUUUUAAGAAUGUUGCAUCAGUACCCGAAGGAUACGCCUCCCAUUCUUACCAUAUUCAUCAAAUCAGUGCUUACCAAUCCGCCCAAAGUCUUCUCUCGUCCAGAGGAUUACGCUUAUCUUAGUGAUAUCGCCGUCAAAUACGAAACCGCUAUGUACAGCAAGUGCAACGUUUCAAUUAUAAGCUAUUUGAAACAGAUAGAAGGUCACUCUGAAACUUGCACUCGAGUAAACAUUGUUGAUAUUCUUGGUAAACUUGCAACGGUGGAUUGUACUGUAGACUGGGAACUAUUCAAGACCGAUAUAUCCGAUGUACCGAGGGAAAUUCAAAUGAUUGAACUGCUGUACAAUAAACUAAUCGAAAAAAACUCAACCGUCAAGCAGAAAGCAUUUCACUGUCUUCUGAAAAUUCUUCAACAGGGAAAUAAAAUCAUGAAACAAAUAAUCAAAGACACGUUCUACUGUGCUACGGCUGAUGAAGAUGAAAAAAGUUACCUUCAAAUGAAUGACAUGGACGAGCUCUAUAGAACUGCCGAGCUGGAACUUGGCAUUUCUCGAAAUGCACUAAACUUCAAUUUGAGCUCUGUUAGCGUUAACGCCUGCUCAAAUUCAGUUCAGUCUGUGUUAACAAACAAAAUAUCAUCCACUAUAAGGGGAAUAGAAUCUAUCGAAGACAAACUUGCCACAUUGAGUGACGUUAUCUACGAAGCAACUCUUUCACCAACGUCUUCAAUUCGACGAGUGGCCCUUUCCUGCGUGGAGUGCAUUGUAGAGCUGAACAGAAAUAGAAUAGACGAUCCGAUUUUCGAACAUGUUAUAGUAAAACUCGCCAAGGAUCCCGUAAUGCUGAUGCGACGUACCACUCUUAACGUUUUGAACCAAUUGCUGGGACGGUACCCGAACUACCUUCCGCUGAUAAAAAUUUGGUCCAAAUGUUUACUGCAGUUUCUGGACGAUAGCGACCAAAAGUUGAAAGACUCGGCUCUAGAGAGCCUGAAAAGUAACGUAUUCGAUAACAUAUGUCGUUUCGAGGAUUCUUCCUCGGGCAAAAUCUUCACUCCGUGGAUGAUUGUUCGAUCUAUACUGGUACUGGGGAAAAUCAAUGUAUUGAAGGCAGCCGUUGAUUCGUGGAUUCAGAAAUCAAUCUUAACCCAGAAAAAUUUGAUGAUAAUCGAGUCACACAUCUUCACAGUCAACUGCAGCGAAGCAUGGAUCAUUUUGUCAAUUAUAGCAAAUAAGAUGAAGUCAAGAAAUCCGGAUGUCGUGAUAAAAACGAUGAAUGAAAUUCUUCAAGUUGAUAUGUAUAACUCCCCGGUAUGCCUACAGUACAUUCUGUGCGUGGUCAAAGCAUGGUUAGAUGACUUCACUCAUGCAGGACUCAACCAUCUAUUCAAGAUUCUCAGUGACCUGCUGCUCACCGGAAGCACUACCAUUUCACUUGUCAGUUAUGUGUACAGCCUUUGCUGUGCUAUCAAGGAGAAAUCAGAUGGCUUAGUGGAUGAAAACUGGAUCCGUGGAAUUCGUGACAACACAGCCGACUAUCUUCUGCAUUAUCAUUCACAUUACUCCAGCUUCCACAUGUCAAACGAGCGAUACCUGAUUAGUUUACUCGUCUAUGCUGAAACCAGUACUGAUUUGAACGAUAGACCAGAUGCGAAAAUUUUGUCUAUCCUGUUACAAUAUUUAGCUCAGGUCGCAUCGGACGAAAACUUAUUUAUUCAACAAACCGAUCAAAACAGGAAAAUCUGUGUCACCAUUGUGGUUUUAUCCAGGUUCGGCUUACGUGAUGGAUCUCUGGCAUCGACAAUCAUCGGUGACUAUAACAAGAUUCUUAAGUUCAAGAACAUACAUCAGAGCAUAAUCUGUACCUUGAUAACAUCAUUCUCAGAUUUAUGUAAAAGACAUACGUCCUUGGUUGAUUCAUCCAUUAAAACAGUUAUUCUGCAGCUCAGCUCAAAUUAUAUCACAGUUCGAUCUGUGGCUUUGAACAAUCUGAACGAAUUGAUUCUUCAAGACUACGUCAAAAUGCGCGGACGGGUUUUGCUAAACAUUCUCAAAUUAACAAUAGAUGAGGAUAGUCAGAUAGCAGCUCAAGCACUGUACGUGAUACAACUGUACGUACAUUCCAAGAACGAAAAGCUGUUGAAGGUAUCUUUGUUGGAGUGUGUCUACGUAUUCAACAACUAUUUACAGUAUGCUGAAAGUGAUAUGUUUCCUGCCUCCGAGAUAGACAAUGAACCUUGCGAUCUAGCAGGAAACGAGCAGGAGAACAUCGCAAAGCGAACACUGAUUUAUGAUUUCUUCAUAGACAACAUCGAUGAUCUGAGCUUGCUAAAGUUACUCAAAAAUGUGAACAAAAUCAAUGCUCAGCUAAGUCAGCGGAAGUUUGUCCUAUGUCCAGCUGGAGCGGGCACGUUGAUCGAUUUGUUGUAUAUAUUCACAAAAAUGGUAUCGGUGAAAGAUCGCGACAAAGCUCGUCUAGCCAAAGCAGCGGCUUCCACUGCAAACGACGAAGACACUAUGCCUACUGCUUCAACUGAAGAAGGCCCUUCACCGGUGAAGAAAUCACGCGUGAAACUUGCACUCCAGCAAAAUGAACAGGAAACGAUCACUAUCGUGGAAAAGAUGAUCGCAGUUUACCAUGACUUUCAGUGUCGGGUACGUGAAUAUGUCAGUAAAGUGGAUUCAUCGUUGAUAGAUCUUGCUAAUCAAAGGAUACACGAUUUUUCUAUGGCCACUGCCAAACAGUUCCGGGGGUUGGUUGAAUUCGCCAAACCAAUGGAAUUUUGGAGAGGUUUAAUGAAAGUUAUAGAAGCUGAUAAGGAGAUGGCAUCGCCCCGGAAAGGAAGACGACGAAAAUCAAGGCGCAGUGCAUCCGUCAGCGGGGAAAGUGAGCAUGGAAGCUUAUGCGAUGAUUAUGAUGAUUACCGGUAGAAAGUUUCUGUUUUUAUUUC
Molecule: messenger RNA, 3981 nt
Organism: Malaya genurostris
Lineage: Eukaryota; Metazoa; Arthropoda; Insecta; Diptera; Culicidae
Gene: Cap-D3
Exons: 6
Coding region: 137-3961 (1274 amino acids)
Biological process (GO): mitotic chromosome condensation; meiotic chromosome condensation
Cellular component (GO): condensed chromosome, centromeric region
Molecular function (GO): histone binding
Source: RefSeq, a predicted model, not a curated record